Gorilla gorilla gorilla (western lowland gorilla) is the source of this 471-nucleotide messenger RNA. RefSeq names its product colipase like 2 (gene CLPSL2). The coding region runs from base 67 to 369 and encodes 100 amino acids. Gene Ontology annotation, biological process: lipid catabolic process; response to food; digestion. Gene Ontology annotation, molecular function: enzyme activator activity. NCBI's taxonomy places the organism in Eukaryota, Metazoa, Chordata, Mammalia, Primates, Hominidae. The transcript is spliced from 3 exons. The record is from RefSeq and is a predicted model, not a curated record. Gene Ontology annotation, cellular component: extracellular region.
UGGCCGGGGAAGAGGUUUUAUCCCGCGGCCCCUCGGAGCCCCGCCGCUGCUCUGCCGCCCAGGCCCAUGGCCGCAGCCCUGGCGCUCGUGGCGGGGGUCCUGUCGGGGGCGGUGCUGCCCCUCUGGAGCGCGCUUCCGCAAUAUAAAAAGAAAAUCACAGACAGGUGCUUCCACCACUCUGAGUGCUUCAGUGGCUGCUGCCUCAUGGACUUGGACUCCGGUGGAGCCUUCUGUGCCCCCAGGGCCAGAAUAACCAUGAUCUGCUUGCCCCAGACCAAGGGAGCUACCAACAUCAUCUGCCCUUGCCGGAUGGGCUUGACGUGCAUAUCCAAGGACUUGAUGUGUUCCCGCCGGUGCCAUAUGAUUUAGAGGAAGAUGCAGGCUGGUCACUGCUCCCUUGGGGCCAUAGGCCCUGGGUGCCACCAACUUGCUCCAAAUCCAGCUCCUGAGACAUUAAAGUCACUUCCUGUC